This is a messenger RNA of Talaromyces amestolkiae, 2859 nucleotides long. RefSeq lists its product as uncharacterized. The record is from RefSeq and is a predicted model, not a curated record. The transcript has 3 exons. Lineage: Eukaryota; Fungi; Ascomycota; Eurotiomycetes; Eurotiales; Trichocomaceae. Bases 1 to 2859 code for a protein of 952 amino acids.
AUGGUGAUCAACCCGUCAUUACACAGAAUUGGCCAAGCAUCGUUCUUCAUGGUAAUGAUUCAGAUGAUGUGCCCUCCGACCGGCAUAGAAACAAUCUUUAUCUUCACGGCAUUUUCUCUCUGGCUGGGUAUGUUACUUGCCUGGGGCUGGGGCUCUAUCGUCGCGAAAGCAGCCUACGCAGCGCGACCAACUGCAGAUUAUCAGGCUCAACUGCAGAAUUUGCAACAGGUCKCGUCUCAACGUGCGAAUUCAUCCGGCCUACCUGUUGCUACCGAGGCGCAGGCUCUGGUAUAUGAAGGGUAUAUGCUAGACGCUCGUGUGUCCGCGGUCUUUCUGGUUCUUGGUAUCGUUUUUAUCUACUGUGUCUCGCUUCUACGCAUGAAGAACCCGAAAUUCAUCUUCACUCAAAUUUUCGGAAUCAUCAUCACCGACAUCUAUAUGACAACCGGUUCUCUAUUGCCGUCAUUCAAUGGCACUCUGCCAACUUUGAUCAUUGAGCCUGCCUCGAUAGGAUUGGGACUUGCUUUUGUUGCCUCGCUUUUGCUGUUUCCUCAGUCUACGUCUCACGUUACUCUGGACGCAAUGGAAAAAAUUAUAGAUAUGCUCAAGACCCCAUUAAAUAUAACCAAUGAGGGACCGGUGGAGGAAAAGAAAGAAACCCAGGUCCUCGCCGGCUUGAACGCUACAAAGCAAGCUUUGCUUGGUCAAUGGAACGAAUUACAACCAAUGGUUGGAUUUCUCAAGCUCGAUCUUAGCAUUGGUCGGUGGAACGACAAGGAUAUCACAAGCGUGGUGCAAGAUUUGCAAAAGGCAUUCAUCGGGACUAUGAAUCUUUUGAACUUUCAAAUUUCUCGGCUUGGUGGUACGCUUCAAUCUCAGAAAGCACUGGCGUUAGAACCAGCAACUACAGCUUCCUCGGAGGACGAUGGUGAAGAGGCCGGAUCUACAAUGACAUCACUCAGAGAGAAGCUCAAAGGCAACAAGGAUAUUGGUUUCCAUCAAUUGAGCGAAUUCGCUGUAUUUCUAAAAGCCAUCAAUGAUUCGGAUAGUGCUGAAAUACGGAACGAAACUUUGACCAUGCUGCAUGAAAAUAGCACAGGAGUUAUUGAAGCUUCUCUUGAAGCGUUGGAUACGGUCAAGGAGUGUUUCCACACUGUCAAUACUACAAGAAUAUUCAGCCGGCCGUCUCAGGAGACUCAAGAACAGCAUGUUAAACGAAGUGAGGCUGCUUUGAACAAUCUGCGGGUUGCGCGAGCUACGUUUGUCGAGAAGACUACCGAUGAGCUACUGGAGGCUAACGCCGAGUUAUUUGAUGACAAUGGAAAGGUCAAAGCAAUGAAUACUCACCUGCGACACCGUUUCCGCGCUGUGAUGUUCGGCAUGAUAUUCGAAGAACAUUUACUCGGCGUCGUUGAUGGCAUCCUCCCUCUACUUGAAAAUACUGCGUCGCAUUACAAGGACAAGACUCGCACUCGGAUAUGGUUCCCCGCUAGAAUCCGAUCCAUCGCAAAAUGGAUAUUCAGACGAUCUGAAAAGGCUCCUGUUGCUGCGAAUACUCCGUUCGGAGAUCCGGACGAAAUUGUCGAUCAGUCUGAAGUACUUCAAGAUAAAUUAGGAAUUGCUAGAGGCAUUAAGAAAAGACCCGGCUCGAAAUUGGGAAGAGCCAUCAGUAGUUUCUACCGGUUUCUUGUUUCACCUGAUUCACUCUACGCAAUUCGCAUGGUGGUAGUGUCUAUCGCUGUGGCUAUUCCUGCCGUCAUCCCCCAUACAGCUGGAUUCUUCUACAGAGAGAGGGGUCUCUGGGCUCUGAUCAUGGCUCAAACGACUAUGCUCGCUUAUAUGGCCGACUUUACUUAUUCAGUGAUAGGCAGGGCGGUUGGUUCAGUUGUUGGUGGAGUACUAGGCCUUGUAGCUUGGUAUAUUGGGUCUGGUAAUGGCGGUGGAAACGCGUUUGGUUUGGCAGCUAGUAUUGGAGUGAUGCUCGUUCCGAUCCUAUAUGCACGCGUGUUCUUCCCUCGUCAGUUCAUGAUGCCAGUUAUUAUGGGUGCCGCGACAUUUAUGUUGGUGGUCGGAUACGGCUAUGAUUACAACCACGUAGUAGCAUACGGCUUACCCGGCUAUGGAUACACAAUCUUCUGGCGGCGAUUACUCCUUGUUCUCAUCGGUCUCGCAGCCUCAAUCAUCGUGCAGAUCUUCCCACGCCCAGUCUCAGCAACUCGACAUGUCAGUCGCGCGCUCUCAAACUCUAUCCGAACAUUAUGCGAUCACUACGCUCUUCUUCUCUCAUCGCUCGGCGAGGCUCAUAACCCCGGCCUCCAAGACGUCGUGGGACAAUUAUCUAUUCAACUAUCCGCAUCCUUGGGCGCACAGGACAUGCUAAUCGCACUCAUUAAAUUCGAAAUCUCAACCACAAACUUCGACAGCACCGCCCUCCGCAAAAUCAAGACUCUCUGUCUAGAACUCAACUACUGCCUCGGCCGUCUGCUCUAUAUUACCUCCUCGUUAUCCAUCGAAUAUCAGGAACUCCUCUCACGCGAGGUCGGUCUUCGUAGCCACCACGCUAUCGGCGACGUCAUGGCCGUGUUGGGUGUAAUCGAGCAGUCUCUCAAGACCGGCGACGCGCUUCCAGAAGUGCUCCCCACGCCACUAGUGAAAAGAUGUUUUGAUCAUUGGGUCAAAGCCGAUCUUGAUUUGAUUAUGAGCACGACGAAAGCAAAAGAGGAAGAGUAUCGCAAGUUUUGUACGGCGUUGAGUUCGUAUUUGAGGUUUUUGGGGGCUGUGGAUGAUUUGGUGCUGGUGAUGAAGGAGACGUUGGGAGAGGCGCAUGUUGUGUCGAGGGCGUUGCUGCAUCAGAUUUAA